Messenger RNA from Monascus purpureus, 1800 nucleotides. The record is from the annotation of a GenBank genome assembly. Lineage: Eukaryota; Fungi; Ascomycota; Eurotiomycetes; Eurotiales; Aspergillaceae.
AUGCAGCCCAGACUAAGCGAAGCCGCGCACAAAGUCAAUCCACCCAGAUUUUCUCUUCGACUUUUUCCCUUCGGACGCAGCAGCCAACAUCGACACGACGGACCUCGAUCCUCAGCAACGGUCAAGAUGGUUUUCACUAAGCUGGUCAAGAACAGCGCUUACUACAGUCGCUACCAGACUAAGUACAGGCGUCGUCGGGAGGGAAAGACCGAUUACUAUGCCCGUCAGCGCUUGGUCACCCAGGCCAAGAACAAGUACAACUCGCCCAAGUACCGCCUGGUCGUUCGCUUCACCAACCGCGACAUCAUUACCCAGAUCGUCUACUCCGAGAUCGCCGGCGACAAGGUCCUUGCCAGCGCCUACUCCCAUGAGCUCAAGCGCUAUGGCAUCACCCAGGGUCUGACCAACUGGGCCGCCGCCUACGCCACUGGUCUGCUCCUCGCCCGCCGUACCCUCAAGAAGCUUGGUCUGGAUGAGGACUUCACCGGUGUUGAGGAGGCCGAUGGUGAGUUCACUCUCACUGAGGCUAUCGAGACCGACGAUGGCACCCGCCGCCCCUUCAAGGCUUUCCUUGAUGUUGGUAUUUCCCGCACUUCCACCGGUGCCCGUGUCUUCGGUGCCAUGAAGGGUGCUUCCGACGGCGGUAUCUUCAUCCCCCACUCUGAGAAGCGCUUCCCUGGAUUCGACAUUGAGACCGAGGAGCUCGAUGCUGAAACCCUCCGGAAGUACAUCCUUGGCGGACACGUCGCUGAGUACAUGGAGGGUCUUGCCGAUGACGAUGAGGAGCGUUUCAACAGCCAGUUCCAGAAGUACGUUGAGAACGAGAUCGACGCCGGUGACCUCGAGGACCUCUACCUUGAGGCUCACAAGGCUAUCCGUGCCGACCCCUUCAAGAAGGACGAGGAGGCUGGCCCCAAGAAGUCCAAGGAGGAGUGGAAGGCCGAGAGCAAGAAGUACAGGAAGACCAAGACCACCAAGGAUGAGAAGAAGGCUGCUGUCGAGGCCAAGAUCCGUGCUCUCGCUGCUUAAGCCGAAAGGUUGACUACAGGUGUGGGACUGUUAAGGCUGAUGAAGUUUAAUGAGAGCUAGUCGAGCAAAAAGAGUAUUUUAUAAAAUGCAGGGGGAAUAUGCUUUUCUUUUUAUCCAAUCAGCGAUUUUCCUUUUUUACAUCCUGUAGCUCGAUGGGGAACGACAUUUCAGAAGGCUUUCUUUUUUUUUUUUUCAAUCGGUUCGGAGCAAUUAGGUCGGUGUUUAGGCCAUGGAAUUGAAUCUGUUCUAAUACUGUCCGAAUUGCUCCGUAAUAAGGCCUGAUGCAUCCGUAGCGAAUAAGACGCCCGGAGUCCAAUUGCGGCAUUCAUAGCAGACAUCCAGGUUGCUUGAAAUCUGUUACAAAAAUACUGUACAGUGUUCAGAAUCCACAUACGGAGUACAGCCACGCGAGUCAUUAUCGAACUCGAUUUAAUGAGGCUUGAAGCGAUUGGGAAGCGCAAAUUUUAGGUAUUUAUUUAGAUAAUUGUUAGAUGCCGACUUUCCCUAGGCCUUCUUGCCGUUAGGGGCAAUUUGCCUAUUCCGUUCAUUCGGUCGGCGGACGGGUGGGACGAACAGUCCGAUGAGGAUCCAGAUUGCUUCUUAUUUUCUGGUGAAUAUGGAUCCUCAGGAAUAAUAAUGCUGUACAGCAUGUAAAAAUUUGCCUUAGCUGAGGAUAUGCCAUUGUUUCUUUUCCUCUCCUUUUUGUGUGCGAUACCUAACCUAUUUCGAUUAUUCAUAGGUAUACUUGUGCAGAAUGAAAUGAAAUAAAAC